CACAGACCGUGGAUCAGUCAGUAUCUCAGCACAUCUUUAGCCUCAACUAAUAUGCUGUAAAACAUGAAAGCACUUUUUGCAGUUUAUCUUCUUGGAUUACUACUUAUCAGUCCAGUAAAUUCAGUUACUGACGAGACUCCAAUGUCUGGAGAUGUCACAGCAGACAUGUCAUCUCUUGCGCCUGAAGACACUUCGUUUCCAGUAACUGAAGACACGUCGCCCAUAACAACCACACGGUCACCUACGACACGGGUAGUCACAUCGCUUUCCACAUCCACCAAACCACGUGAUAAUACAACAGGAAUAAUAAGAAUAUGGAUUACUAAGACACAAGCAAAUACCACACAAACUAAUGUAUCAAACACCACGAUAUCUGUAGAUACGAGAUCAACAACAGCAAAAACAAGCACCAUAGCUUAUGUAUCUACCAAUAUCAGCACCAGCACCAGAACCAGCACAACCCUAGCGAGCACCACCGUAGCACUACAAACGAACAUCACAGGAACUACAAUAAAUACCACAAUACCAUCCAUAAUAACCAAGAACACCACAGCCCAGGGUGAGAUCAUCACCAAAACUACAGCAAACACCACAAUACCCUCCGUAAUAACCAGCAAUACAACAGCCCAGGGUGAGAUCAUCACCAAAACUACAGCAAACAGCACGAUAACCGCUCUGGUUACUAAAGACGCCACAACAGCUCCAGGAAUCACCACAGUAUCUACACCAUCCAACACCACAACACUUCUAGAGGUCAGGAACACAACAAGUGCCAUAACUUACACAAUAAAAUCUGACGUAGACAGAACCACACAAGUUCUAGUUGGCAGCCCUACAUCACCUCCCAUCAUGCCUUCCACGUCCUCCAUCACAGCCAACACCUCGGCCUCUCUAGCGACCAACGGUUCAAACAAAGGAGUGACACGAAUAACCAAGGAAUCAGUAGCCAUCACCACAUCGCCCCUUGUGACAGAUACAGAGAGACACAGCACACUGACUGCCUUGUCCUUAUUCAGCAACAGUACAACAACAGCAACAACACAGCAAGUAAUGGACACUGAAACUGUCCUCAACAACAGUGCAACAACAACAACGGAACAGUCGGUAACGGACAGCACAACUUCAGUCAGCAGCAGUACAACGAUGACGACAUUAAGCAGAACUUCGACUCAGCAAGACCAAGUCAAGCCGGUGGUCGUUCCACGCUAUUUCCCCAGUUACAACACCGCAGCAAUGCAUUCAGGAUGGUCACGUGUCACCGUUGCCAUGUUGAUGAUCUUCAAGGCUGUCAUAUAGGACGUAGAGAAGGUCGCACACGACAACCGCCGAUGGCAACCACAUACCCGAUGCUGUUCCUCCAGACAGGAAAAAAAGUUUUGUAAUUGAAAACACGUCACCUCGUGUGUCGGCUGUGAUCGGUUUCUUCAGAUACAUUUGAUGUUUAUAAAGACCGAAUGACCUUCCAAAAUUAAAUUUUAAAAAUAAUAAAUUAUUAUCAUUAUUAUCAUACACAUAUGCACACACAAUUCAGCUAUAUGUAAUGAUUCUUCUAUUCUAUGUAUACAGAAAUUCGCACUAAUACACAUUUGCAUUGACGAAAUUUAGUCCUACCUGCGUGUUACAAAUUUUAUUUUCAUCAAAUUACAAUCUGUUCAUCUCGGUUGUUUCCUCUUUUCUAUGGCAAUUGACUGAUUUGAACACAAUAUGAAUCAGGAUACAAUUUUCAGAUUUGCGAUAUUCGAGGCUUUCCACUUUUAAAUGUUUCGAUGUGUAUACGUACCUACUAUGUCUAAUACUUUAUCGACGAGUUACUUGACAGUAACGAAAAUAAAAGUUAAAUAUGUUUGUGUCUUUUGCUUUGUUAUUUAGGUUUUGGUUGCAAUAUCCUUCUUGAAACCUUACUUGUUGUUUACUCAAAUGAAGAACGUUCUGAACUACUUUCAGAGAUAAUAUAUAAUGUCUUUUCUCAAAUAAAUGAUUGCCCUCAGAUUCAAAUGACAAAUUAUAUUUACAACAAUGUACUGUAUUGACAAGUACAGAUUUGACUGGUUUUUUUUUUCGCUUAUUCAAAACAUUUUAUUUAUUUAUUUUGUUGUUUAUUUAUUUAAUGCGAUUUUGAAACUAGCUCGCAUCGACUUCAAGAUUGCCAUGUUUUGUUAUCGUGUUGUUAUGACCCUCCCCCAAUCUGUCUGUCUGACCAGCCCCGGGGGUCAGUUAGCUAACCCCACGCCGGACUUUCUUUAUUCAUAAACAUUCGGAAUUCACUCUUUCUCCUUGUCCAUCCUCAUUAUAUGGAAUGACCUGCCUCCGUCUCUCCACAUACAUGAGUCAGUACAUGGCCUCCGAUCUGGACUUAAAACAUUUGUCUUUCGGAAAUACGGACUAUAACUUGUCCACCAAGUGUUCUUGCAUUGCUAACCGGUGCACAUUCGUUUAUGUCAGUUGUGCUUUCUUCUACUCCAUUGCGAAGUCUGCAUCAUCUUGUGAAGCGCAUCCGAAAAUGUGCUAUACAAAUCCUGUUGUAGUAGUAGUAGUAGUUGUUGUUGUUGUUGUUGCUGUUGUUGUUGUUGCUGUUGUUGUUGUUACUACUACUACUACUUUUAUUAAGCAUUCCUGUGAUAGGCAUUUCUGAAAAUGCUUUGUACCACGAUUUUUUAUAUUUUUGAAAUGUCCACCAUUUGAUAAUAAGUUGACAGUAAAGUUGCACUCCUCUUGGUUCACCAUGUUACUGGCUCCUUGUUCUCUAUGUAUUUGCAUUAAGCAUGUGUUUCAUAUGUUAAGUCGUUUGUGUUGAUAAUAAUUGUAAAACUAGUAUCAGGUUUAAAAGAGGAUAUCUGUUAUUUUGUGUCUACGUUUUCUGUACAGUCUUACGUGGUACGUCUUACGUACAUUACCUGAAUCCGAACAAUGUGGUUAGUGCACAACUCUCUGAGGAAAGAUGCUAUCCUUCUGAUAUAUAUAUAAGUUAGUUUUUACUGUACAGCACAAUGUGAAAACGCGCUUCAAAAAUCGUUUAUUACUGUUUUGAGGACGACGACGACAAUGAUGAUGAUGACCACGACGAUGAUCAUAGCGACAAAUGAAAAGCAAAAACUUUAUAAUGAUAAAACAACAACUUCUUGUCAUUGUAAGACACUAAGUUUUUAAUUAUAAUUAUUAGCAUUAACAGAAACAGCAAAUUGUUUUAGUGUAUAAACGUGUUAAUUAAAUCAUCAAGCGUAUAACUUGGCCACAGAGGGACUGAUGGUGUAUAUCAGUCUAUAAAUUAUUUCUGGAUGCACAGUAGACUGAUAAACAUCUUUGUAAGAAUCAUCCAAAAGGCGGUGGGUUUUUUCCAAUAGCCCAAGACGCCUUGCGACAAAGGAAGAAGGAGUGUAUUGGUAUUCCGUGCUCGAACCUUCCUGGUUCCAGAAAAUUUAGGAAACUCCUUAGAAAUUUAUUUAAGUCAAAACUUGUAUACGUUGUAAUAGUAUGUAGUGGUGUACCUAUCGUGUCUAAAACAACUAAAAUAGUUCCGUGGUGGAACUCAAACAUUUGUAUUGAUGCAGCAAUGUCUCGAACAUGAUUCACAUUAGCAGUUGCCGAGAAGUUGUGAAGCAGUUACCACAGUUAAAUAAAGCAGCAGAGAGGUUCCUGCACAUGACCAUGUUUGUGAGUAAUUAUGUAUUUAAAUGUGUGUGGUUGUUUAUGACAAUAUAUGUGCCUCUCGU
This is a messenger RNA of Pomacea canaliculata, 3710 nucleotides long. RefSeq names its product mucin-5AC-like. The transcript has 4 exons. The coding region runs from base 64 to 1296 and encodes 410 amino acids. NCBI's taxonomy places the organism in Eukaryota, Metazoa, Mollusca, Gastropoda, Architaenioglossa, Ampullariidae. The record is from RefSeq and is a predicted model, not a curated record.